Vollenhovia emeryi is the source of this 1462-nucleotide messenger RNA. RefSeq lists its product as uncharacterized. The transcript has 4 exons. The coding region runs from base 525 to 1181 and encodes 218 amino acids. Lineage: Eukaryota; Metazoa; Arthropoda; Insecta; Hymenoptera; Formicidae. The record is from RefSeq and is a predicted model, not a curated record.
AGACAAAAAUCGAAUUCCCUUCUGUUAACCCUGGCGAAAAUUUUAAGUGAGAGAUGAUGUUUAUAUUUAUUUAUGAAGAGUUUUAUUGAUAGUUACAUUGUUUAUGAAGAGUUUUAUUGAUGGUUACACCGUUUGGAAGUACGUUGCAAACACCUGGUUAAUUCUUUAUCGACAAUAACAUUUUGCAAACACUUAGAAAUAUAGUGAGAAAUGUACGAGUACUAUAAUGGAAACGUUUGACAUUGUAUCAUUAAUCGCAAUUUGAACACGUGUAACCGUGAACAUGUCAUAAACAACUCCAGGUUUAAAUUUAUAUCUCACAAACAAUUCAAUAAAUGUUUUAAAACUCAAAUAAAACAUUGACUCAGCAUUUAAACAAACUUCUUAUAAACUUAGAAUGAACAUAUUAUUUUCGCCAGGGAACGGCUUGUUUCCGAAUACUUAAAAUAUUUGAAAUUAUUUAUUUAAAGUUAUGUUUGAAGUUGCGUAGACAAAUUGUUAAUUGUAAGAAGUUAUAGAGGAAAAUGGCGAAGACGUGGACUAUUGUUAUUUUCACGGAUGAAGAUACUGUGGAAGCAGUUCCAUCAAAUUGGAUUCAUGAUAAUGAAUGUUUCUGGCCGUCGCUAACGUUUGAAAAGUUAACUGCCGCAAUAAAAAAUCAUGAAGUACCUAAUACAUCUUGGCCCUCAUAUCCUAUUCGGAUUUUGCGAAAUGGAACUUUCACUAGUUAUUCUACAGCAAAAGAAACAUGUCGAAAGGCAGAAUAUUCAUCCAACAUAAAUUCCGACUCUUUCGGUAAGUCACUCGGAUAUAAAAGGAAAGCCACUAGAAAAACUUUCGGCUCUUCAUUUGAGGAGAAUAUUUCAUCGUCAUCAGACGAUACUAACAAUUUGCUGACGAAAUUGCCGACUCUUCCACGUUUAACGAAUGAAACUUCUUCUAUAAAAACAAACUUGAAAAGAAAGAGCGAGGAACCCACUAAUGACAUUGAUAGAUUACGAAAUAUCGAGGAAUUUCGAAAGAAGUUAUCGAAAUCUAAUGAUAACGAAGAUUUGAAUGUUAAUGAUCAACUAACUAUGACAGAAUGUAAAUGUUGUCCAGUACAUUUGAAACACAAUUGUGGUAUGUAUGUAUAUGUAACUCACAAUUGCCGAAUUUGCCCCAUUGCCCGAAAGUUUUAACCAACGCAUUGUGAGUAAGCUUCAAUGUCCACAAAGUGUUUUGAGUGUUUAUUUCGGCUACUGGGCGUUGAAGAAUAUCCACAAAGUGUGUUGUAGACAUUUAUUUAAGUAAUUACGUUUAAUAUUAAUUACUCGUCGUCGAAAUUUGAGUAAUAAGCAAAUUUGACGAUUGCAAAAUAAAUAUUUAAUGUACAGUUUAUUUUCGAUAAAUUUAUUAUCAAUCUUAUUAUAAAAUAAUUUAUUAUCAAAAUUACAUACUCUAUGUUCGACAAUUGAUUGAA